AUGUCCGCAUCAACAGGCUCAGCAGCUACUACCACUCCAGCCUCCGGAUCCGCCAAUGUCUCCAACACAGCAGCGGGGACAUCGGGGGUCGCACCUGGGAUCGGGGCGUCGGGGGGAACAAGUGUCUCCGGACAGGUAGAGAUCGGAGAUAAAGUCAAGGGAGGUCUAGGGGUCAUCCACGGCGCCGGUGAAGCUCUCCGAGGAGGAAUCAACAAGUUUCUCGAUGAUGCCGGCGAAGGAAUAGCCGGGCGAAGCGGCACCGCCACCAACACCGCCACCGCUACCGCCGGUACGACCUCUACGAGCGAGACGGCCUUUAAGCGGGGCGAUGGUGGUGUGUCGAGUGCGGAUGUGGCGAAUAAUGGGGUGAAUGAGGUGCAGCGGGGCAUGGACGCUCUCAGGCGGUAG
This is a messenger RNA of Dioszegia hungarica, 408 nucleotides long. RefSeq lists its product as uncharacterized. The transcript has 4 exons. NCBI's taxonomy places the organism in Eukaryota, Fungi, Basidiomycota, Tremellomycetes, Tremellales, Bulleribasidiaceae. The record is from RefSeq and is a predicted model, not a curated record. The coding region runs from base 1 to 408 and encodes 135 amino acids.